UAUUUUUAUUGUUUUAAAAGUAUUUUUGCUAUAGAUCACGUUUUUAUUAUUGGUGUAAUGAUAUUUAUACUUUAUACUAUCAUGUUUUCAUGUGGUAGUGAAUUUUCCUAAAAUAUAUAAAUAAAGAAAACAACUCUUAUAGAAAAUAACACUGCCAUAAAUAGUUUUUUAGAUGAUUAUGCCUGAAAUUGAUAACAUUGUCUUAGGCAACUUUAUCCAUUUUUGUAAUUGGUCUUACACUUUUACCCUUCUCCUUUUCUGAAAUAUAUAAACGAAAGUCAGUGCAAAUAUUAGUUGAGGGUGGGAAGAACUAGUAGAUAUGGAGAUCGAUGAUGAACUGGAUGAUGAUUUCAUUUUAAAGAUUAUCUCAGCGAUGAUCAUUUUGUGUUGUUACUUUUCUCAAAUAAUAAUUAUAAUAAUUUUUUCUAUAUUAUUGGUGAAUUAUUCGCAUAAUUUUAAUGAAAAUUUUAUUUGUACUUAUUUUCUUAGUCUAAAAUUAUAAAAUUGAAGAUACAUGAGACUUACGUCCCGUAGACUCAUGGGACUUACGAUAAGUGUUUCGGGGCUUAUGUCUCGCCCCAUACUGUGCAAAACGUCUCGCCUUUUAAAACAUUGGAUUAAAUUAAUAUUGUAUUAUAUCUUGUGAAAAUCAUUAAGUUCCACGAUCUUAAAAUUAUGUUUAAUUUUCGAUUACAUUUGUUAUGUUGCAUAAUUUAACCGAGAAACCUUACGCUUAAUUCAAUGACUUUUGUUGAAGUUUGUGGAGUAUACAUAUCAAUCCAACCGGAGAAGUAUUUUGUUAUGAGAAGGGUGAAUUCUACAAGUUAUAUGAAGUAUUAAAUUAAAUACUCCUACUUGUUUUGUUCUUGAUUUUGCCAAUGUAGCAGAAUUGAUAAUCGUACAAAGAUAUUUUGACAAUGUGUAACUCCAACAUGAUCUUAAACGAUACUCUGCGUUUUAAUUUAUUAGUCUUAUUUUUCUUUUGGCUUAAUGCAUAUGCAGCCCCUAAACUUAUUUUUAUUUUUUUAUUUUGGCACCUCAACAAAGUGUUGUUCCUAUUGAACCCCUGAAUUCGUCAUCAAACCCUCUAAAUCUGAUUUUUAUUAGAAGUAAAAAUUAAACUGUGGUAAUGAAGGUGAAGUAAUGUUUUAGACGUGUGGUAAGCUAUUCUUUAGGUCAUGGAUGUAUCAGCUUUUGCUGGUUCUGCUCGCCUACUGUCAGCUUAAUUAAGAGAUUACUCUUUUUUUCCCUCUAAAUUGCUGCUAAUCUUAGCUAAAAAAUGACAUAAUUAAAUUAGAAUAUAUAUUAGUAUGUUGCUACAUUAAAGAUAGAAUACUAUAUAAGUCAGAUUGUGUUUGAUAGACACACUUGAGGACGAGUUUAAGGAUUUAAUAGGAAUAACACUUAGUUUUAUAUCCGUUUAAAAAAGAAUGUCUCUUUCUAUUUUUAUCAACUCUUUAAUUUAAACUUUUUACGUGACAUGAUUAAAACUACAAGAUUAAAAGAUAUUUUAAUACAUUUUACAUACGGAAAAAGGUCAGAUUUCCCCUGUAACAACACAAAUAAGUUAUAUUUACUCUUCAGUAUAAUUAUUCAACAGAAUUGUGAUUAUUUUCCAACUUUAGGCUCAUAAUUGCUCUCAUACUCUACGCAGAGUCAUAUACACAUAUAUCCAUAUUCCAUUAUAUGGACAUGCCCCAUCUUAAUUUUCUUAUGUGCGCCUGUGUUAGACCGGACAUUACAGUUUGACGAUAAAAUCGCAAUUGUGGUAAAAGUUUGUGGUAAAAGUUAAGGACUAGUUUGCACUUUAUCCAAGAAGGCCAGAAAACCUUUUUAUAAUUUGUGCCUUGGCCGCUUUACUGGCAAAGCGCUUUCCUUUCUUCCAAGAAUCACUGCUAAACCCCUAUUUGGACGGAGCAGUUAUCAUUCGAACUUUACAAAUAUGACAGAAAUGGAAACUGACGACGAAAGUGAAGCCAUUCUUCUUGAAAAGAGACUUAUAGACGUUGUUUUUUCUUGGUCUUUUAAGGAUGUCCUUAACAAAGACCUUUACAAGGACAAGGUGAAGAACAUCCCUUCGACAUUUCAGUCCAUCCCUUUGUAUAUGAAGUCAUUCGUCUUCCCUCUUAUAGAGGAAACACAUGCUGAUUUGUCUUCUAGCUUUGAUAAAGUGGCACGUGCAUCUACAUGCAAAAUAUCGUCUAUUGAGGAAAAGGAGAGCAAUAAGCCAUCUGCUAAAUGCUUAUACAUUAUUGAGGUGGAAAAGAAAGAGAUUAGUAGUGAUGGCAGAGCAUAUGAACCUGAGCCGGGAGAUCUUUUGGCCAUUACAGAUGUAAAACCAACAUGCGUCGAUGAUCUAAACAGACCCAUAACGUCCUAUAUAAUUGCUCUGGUUCAGCGAGUGACAGAUGAGAAAGAUUAUAUCAAGAUCCAGGCCUUCUUAUCGAGACCCUUCUUGGUGGAACAAGACAUUCAGGAAGGUCAUAUAAAGGACUCUUUGUUCUUGGUUUCUCUUAUAAAUACGACAACAAAUACACGCAUCUGGAAUUCAUUGAGCUUUGGGGUGGAAAAGCAAAACUCCCAAGUAAUUCAGAAAAUACUGGAACCUGAUUUUUAUGUGACUGGUAAGGAAAAGUGUAAUCUCUGUUUGCAAGGGGAAGUGUAUAGAGUUUGCAGAUCAAAGAUCCUUGCGUCUAAUUGGUUAAUCAAUCUUAAUGAUUCCCAACAAGAAGCAGUUCUGAACUGUCUCGCGACAAAGUAUUGCCAUCACGACAAGACGACUAAGCUAAUCUGGGGUCCUCCUGGAACAGGGAAAACGAAGACAGUUAGUGCACUGUUGUUUCUACUUCUGAGCCUCAAUUGUAGAACAGUAACUUGUGCUCCAACUAAUAUUGCAGUCCUAGAAGUUUCUGGACGAGCUUUGAAGCUUGUGCUGGAAUCAUGUGAAUUUUUGACUUAUGGUCUAGGAGAUUUAGUUUUGUUUGGAAACAGAAAACGAAUGAAUAUCGAUAACCAAGACGAGCUACUUCAUAUUUUUCUUGAUCAUCGUGCUAAAAUUCUAGCAAGGUGCUUUACUCCUGCCUCUGGCUGGAAAUACGCGUUGCAGUAUUUAAUAACACUACUUGAAGACACUGAACUGCUGUACCAGCUCUAUACCAUGAAUGGUCAAGUGGAAGAUGCUGAUGCCGAACUUUAUCAGAAAUCUGAUAAUAAUACUAAUUAUGAUAAUGAUUCAGGGAAUGCAGUUCUUCGCAAAGAAAGCCUGAGAAACAAGGAGGACAAAACGCAAAGGUUGUAUGCUCAAGGCUUCAAGGACGAGUGGAACAAGAGAAUUGGGCAAGUAAUUGCCAAAACAAUAAAGUUGAAUGAUGAAAGUCGACGUGGCAGAGGGUUUGGGCGGGACAAGAAACAUUCAAGGCCUGUUCCAAGAAAGGGUUGUAAUGAUUCUCAUCAAACUAAAGCAAGGUUAAAUUUUGACGACUUUGUGACAAGCAGAUUAAACUGCAAACUGGAGGCUUUUACUUUCUAUGUUGUUAACUUUGUCAUGCACUUGCCAACUUCACUCCUGUCUGUGGUGGUGGCAAGAGACAUGAUCAGAGCUGUAAACUUACUACAUUCACUUAGUAGUUUAUUGCAAAGUGUUAUCUCUAAUGGUAGAAGUUUGAAAGAAGUCUUUGUUAAAAACAAAGAAGCAGAGAUGCGAGUGAUUGACAGCUCUUUUGAUAUAGAAUUGGCCAAAAAAGAGUGUCUUAAGAUACUCAAAUCCCUUCCUAACAACUUUUUUGAACCUGAAGAUGAGUAUUCAAUAAAAAAUCAAAUUUUGAAAAAUGCAUACCUGCUUUUCUGUACUGCUUCAAGCUCCUUCAAAUUGCAUGAGACAGAUGCUGAAUUGCUGGUUAUUGAUGAAGCUGCUCAGCUUAAAGAAUGCGAGUCAACUAUCCCCUUACAGAUUCCUGGUCUCCGUCAUGCCAUACUCAUAGGGGACGAGUGGCAACUGCCUGCCAUGGUUAAAAGCAAGGUUUGCGAGGAGGCCAAGUUUGGGCGGAGCUUGUUUGAGAGGCUGGCACUUCUGCGAUUCAAGAAACAUCUUCUUAAUCUUCAGUAUAGGAUGCACCCCUCAAUAACCUCAUUUCCGAACAGGGAAUUCUACCAGAAUCAGAUUACAGAUGCUCCAAAUGUCAGAAGUACAGGAUAUCAGAAGCAUUACCUUCAAGGUGAAAUUUAUGGUGCUUAUUCUUUUAUCAAUGUAGCAUGUGGAAAUGAGGAAGUCGUUGAUGGGCAUAGCAUCCGGAACAUGGUAGAGGUAGCAGUGGUUUGUGAGGUAGUUGCCAACCUCUUCAAAGGAUGCACUUCCUCGGGAGAAAAGAUCAGUAUUGGUAUUAUAUCACCGUACAAUGCUCAAAUUGCUGCAAUUAAAGAGAACCUUGGAACUAAGUAUAGCACUGAUGAUGAGAGUGACUUCUCUGUGGAUGUCCGAUCUGUGGAUGGUUUUCAAGGAGGUGAGAAGGAUGUAAUAAUAAUCUCAGCGGUGCGCUCCAAUGCAAACAGAUCAAUUGGUUUCCUUUCUAACAGUCAAAGGGUUAAUGUAGCACUAACUAGAGCAAGGCACUGCCUCUGGAUAUUCGGCAAUGAACCAACCCUAAAAAGCAGUGGUUCUGUUUGGAAGAUACUUGUACAUGAUGCCAGGGUUAGGGGCUGCUGCCAUGAUGCUCAGAAUGACAAGGACUUGGUGAAAGCUAUGGCAGCUGCUUUGAUAGAUAUUGAUCUCCUUGACAUUAAAAUACACCUUUAUUCUGUACUUUUUCAAGGAACAAGGUGGAAGGGACUAAUUGAGGCUUCAUCUGUUUCAUUACAGGUAAGUGUUGAUGAUAAUUUUUGGAAAGCAAUGGGGAGAAUUAAAAGCAUAGAAAUCCGUAAGAAAGCAAUUUCUGUAUUGAUGAAGCUUUCUAGUGAUUGGCAAUGGCCUCGCACUGAACAUAUUGCUGUCUCAAGUGGGAUGUCUAAUCAACCCUUUGAGCUCUGUCCUGUUGAUGGGAUACUUCAUAUUGUUCUGACUCUUGAGACGAUUAUGGAGACCUCAAGCUAUGUAGACGUCAUUCGGGUUUGGGAUAUUCGACCACUGACAGAGAUACCAGACCUAGAUCCUAUGUUUAUCUUGUGCAAGCAGCUUGAUGCUUUUCAUUUGUAGGAUGAGUCAUAGCCAUCUGCUGAAAGUUCAUCAGGUAACAAUCUUGAGGUAAGAGCAUCUGAUGGCUUGAAGUCAUUGAAGUGUGCAUACAUGAUAUAUCAAGAUUGGAAGAGCUUUUUUUUGUAGAGAUGUGGAAAUGAUACAACUUUUUGAGACUUUCUUUUGUAAUUGUGCAUAGGUAGGAUUAGUCUCAUGCAGUUAUAGAAUGGGGAAGGAUUUUCUUAAUGUGCAUAGAUAGGAUUUCAUGCAAUUAUAGAAUGGGAAAAUGUUAAUAGGGGAAAUCUUUUUGAGGGGCUAGAAUGUUUUGUAGUAUACUUUCAGUUUGAAGCUAUCCCAUUAAUGGAAUUAACCAAGUCUUUGGUUUUGCAUUUAUGUCA
Molecule: messenger RNA, 5565 nt
Organism: Lycium barbarum (goji berry)
Lineage: Eukaryota; Viridiplantae; Streptophyta; Magnoliopsida; Solanales; Solanaceae
Exons: 9
Coding region: 1943-5188 (1081 amino acids)
Molecular function (GO): helicase activity
Source: RefSeq, a predicted model, not a curated record